Owenia fusiformis is the source of this 2323-nucleotide messenger RNA. NCBI's taxonomy places the organism in Eukaryota, Metazoa, Annelida, Polychaeta, Sabellida, Oweniidae. The record is from the annotation of a GenBank genome assembly.
AUGAAAUCAGGAAAAGAGAUAUCUGAUUCUGAUAAGGAACUCAAGCAGAUAAAUAAUUCUAAAGUAGAGAAAAAAGUGCAACGAGGAAACAUAAAAAACGAACCCCACCUGAGACCAAGACCAUCGGCAACCCAGAGUAGUUCUGAGGAGAGUUCCAGAAGAAUGAGGGGCCGACCCCCAGGUAGUCUCAACAAGGCAAAGAAGGAGCCUGUCUCUCAGAAACUCCCCCCUUCCUAUCCACGUCGGCCAUUUCCUGGACCUAAUGAAGCGUCGCGGAUUGUUGACGUCCCAGAGUUUUAUCCCAGUGAAGAGCAAUUCCAGAAUCCCAUAGAGUAUAUAAAUGCAAUUAAGCACCAGGCGGAACCAUAUGGCAUGUGUAAAAUAGUGCCACCUAUUAGCUGGAAGCCGGAGUUUAAAUUGAAUGAAGAUAUGAGAUUCUUUAGCCAAGUCCAACAUGUUCACAAACUUCAUCAAAGAUGGGGCCCAAAUGUACAGAAGAUAGAAUGUAUUCGCAAGCACUUGGAGUCACAAGGUGUAGAACUGCAACCCAUUGUGUUUGGUGGCAUAGAACUUGACAUGUGGAAUUUCCUUCAAACUUUACAACAACAUGGAGGAUUGCAGAAUGUUCAGAAUAAGAAAGGAUUCAAUAAACUCGCAGAUGCUCUGAAAAUACCCAAACUGUCCCAAGACAGACCAGCCAGACUCUAUGACGCCUACUGUAAAUAUCUGCUAUCAUAUGACACACUUUCCAAGGAUGAGAAGCUGAAGUUAGAGCAUCAGGUCCUGGCAGAGAGACAAAAGAGAAAGAAGAUAAAGGAUGAGGAAGAUGAGUGUUGUUUAAAGGGUAAAUCAAUGUCAUUGAAAGAAUACCAACGGAUAGCUAGGAACAUUCAGGCCAUGUAUUUUAAAGAGGACCCCAGUCCUGAAGUAGUAGAGGCUGAAUUCUGGAAGAUAACACAUGAUCGCUUGAACCAUCUGGUAGUGCAAUGUGGACACAUUGAUACAGCGACAAGCGGUAGUGGGUUUCCUUCAAAACGGGAGAGUCCAUUUGCAAAGCAUGGUUGGAACUUUACUCAGCUUGCUCAGAACUCUGGGUCUGUUUUACGACAUCUGGGGCCUGUCUGUGGCCUCACAGUACCCACAAUUCAUGUUGGCAUGUUGUUCAGUACUUCCUGUUGGUCGACAGAUCCGCACUUACUGCCCUAUGUUGUGUAUUCUCAUUCUGGUGCUGAUGUUAUAUGGAAUUGUAUCCCUAAGCCAGAAACUGAGAAGUUCAAAGUUGCUAUGAAAUCUCUCGUUCCAAAUCUUCUGUCAGAUGAUCCAAUAUGGCUGCCAGAAGAUACUGUCAUGGUACCUCCUGAUACUCUUGUAUCUAAGGGUGUGUCUAUCACAAAGUGUAUACAAAGACCAAGGGAGUUCCUCGUUGUGUUCCCAGAGUCUUAUACAUCCACCAUCAGUUGUGGUUACUCUGUAUCUGAAUCUGUCCACUAUGCAACCCCUGAUUGGCUGCCUACUGGAGCUAAAGCCGCAAAGUUGCUGAAGGACAGUUGUGAAAGAGAAUUGUUCUCAAUGUCUAGAUUACUAUUUAACCUGGCACGCAAUGAGAAAACAUCCACAGACUUGCUGAAGCUGAUUCUACCUCUAUUACAGUCCAUCAUUGAAGAAGAGGUUAAGCUGAGAAAAGAGCUAGCAUUUCAUGGUCUCAAAGACAGGGAGCGCAUGGGAACAAUAAAUGAGAACCCGAGCCCAAGUGCAAAAUGGCGACGUGGAGUACAAGAGGAGGAUGAUGUGUGUGAAGUAUCUAAACAGAUCUGUUAUUCAUCAAGGGUUGAGAAUGAACAUGACAGCAGUGUAUUCUCCUUACAACACGCAGUUCCACAUAUCAUGAAGCGCAAGAACCUAAAACACUGUAGGCUCUACUACAGGUAUACAGAAAAGGAGCUAAUGGGAAUCCUUGAUAAAGUAAAAGAGAGAAUUGUUAGCAAAACACCUAGUAAAUCUACGGAGGCCACUUCACCUAGGAAGAAAGCUAAAAUAUAAAUAUAUGCUCAACAGGGUGUACAAGGAUUUCAGACUCUUUCCAAUAUAUACAAAAAUAACUCCCCCCCCCCAUUUCAAGUGGAUCUCCUUGUGUUGUAACAUUAUAUGGAUUACCUGCCAUCAUUAGGAUUCAAGAUGGCAGCAACACUUAUAGCCAUCAUAGAUGACUAAUUAUGUUAGAAUAAUUAUUCACCAACCAUUGGUCAGAAAGAAUGUAUAUCGGAAAGGCAGACAUUAGUGGGACUACUAUACUGACUAAUGGCUAAUGCUGGUCAAAAAUUCU